UCGUAUCAGCCUAGUCUUCUGUCUAGGAAAAAGAGAGAGAGAGAGCGUGAAUAAGAAUAAGAUCGAACGUAUACGUAAAACGCCCACGUUACGUAUACGCAACAUAAUGCUUAGCCGCCGUGAGUGCGAGAUAAUAUUGGAAAAUGCCGAUAACGGCAACGGAAAAGCCAAACUGUUGGACUACAGUUUUGUUAGAGAUUCGAGUGCAAUCGGCUAUCUUGGCGAUUACUAUGAACUGACUCUUAGGUACUCCUGUGAGGCAGAUGAACCUGCUAGGGAAAUGAACUUCUUUGUAAAGGCCAUGCCCCAGCAAAGCGGCGAAUUGGCUAAAGAAGAGAUAUUCCAAAAAGAGUCCUGGGCUUAUGAUAAUAUCCUCAAGAAAAUGCAGACACUAGCCAACAUAAAAUGGAGCGCAGAUUGCUAUUACACUCGCAAGGACUUAAUUGUCCUGGAGGACAUCAAACGAAAGGGUUUCCAAGCAGCUGGUUCUGCAGAGUUCAAUGAAGUUUCCUUGCAACAGCUUAUCAAAUCAAUGGCAGCCUUUCAUGCUGCAAGUUUGAUCUACGAACAUCAAACUAACAUCAAUAUAGGCCAAGCCUAUGGUAAUCAUUUGCUAGAGAUCACUGUGGCUUCGGAAAUAGCCUGGUUCACCACUGGACUUUCGGCUGUACUGGCUGCCGUAAGAAGUCUGCCCCAAUAUCAGGGUAAUAGAGAACUUUCCUUUAUCGAUAACAAACUUUUGAACAUAAUGGAGGAGAUCUAUGAGCAGGCAGCUCCUUCUAAAAAGUACAGAAAUGUCCUUUGCCAUCGUGAUCUUUGGGCGGGUAAUAUUUUCUAUCCACCAGAAAACUCUGGCUCUGCCUUGCUAAUCGAUUUCCAGACCUGUCGUUACACUCCCCCAGCUUCAGACUUGAAUUUUAGUCUCUACAUGAAUUUGAGUUCCAUGAAACGUAAGGAAAUGGAAAGGAAAUGCAUAGAUUUAUAUCACCUAUAUCUGCUGGAAAAUCUCUCUGAUUUCAAUCUUAACGAGUUAGCAAUUUCCAAAUCAGAGCUAAUAGAGUCCUAUGAAGAGUUUCGCUUGUUUGGUGUGGUUUAUAGGGCUGUGGCCGCCACGGUUGUCAAGGUGCCUGUUGAGUUUGUUACCAACGAUUUUAAGUAUGUGGAUCGCAGUAAGGUGAUUCUGUCUUAUAUGGAUACUAAUCAAGAGUUCAGGAACUAUAUGGAGGAGUGCUGUGUGGAUGUCAUGGAAAUGGCCUUGGCCAGGGCAAACAUGUGAGGGAAUCUUGUUUAGUGGGUCUGCCGAUAAGAAAGCCGCUCGCUAGGGUGAUAAGACAUCAUUGUAAAUAUACCAAAAAAAAAAAUAAA
Molecule: messenger RNA, 1365 nt
Organism: Drosophila eugracilis
Lineage: Eukaryota; Metazoa; Arthropoda; Insecta; Diptera; Drosophilidae
Exons: 3
Coding region: 107-1276 (389 amino acids)
Source: RefSeq, a predicted model, not a curated record